This is a messenger RNA of Xyrichtys novacula (pearly razorfish), 10350 nucleotides long. Lineage: Eukaryota; Metazoa; Chordata; Actinopteri; Labriformes; Labridae. The record is from the annotation of a GenBank genome assembly.
GUGGAAUAAUGGCAUCAAACAGUCCCAGGGAGGCAGAGGAAGGGUAGGUAGGCCUCGUCUGCUCCUCCAGCACACACAGAGCGUGAUGUCAGCGCUAACAGUCCUGUUGUAAUUGACUUGGUGGGGGUGAUGGCGUCAUUUCAUGCCCUGCUGUAGCCUCCUGCUCUAAUAGCGAAAGGGAGACGGAUCUUUGGCCGACGCGACCGUGGCUCCCUUGGCCGGGAUCGAGCACCGCCGAGCCGGACACUUGACGCCGGGAAACAUGGAGGCUGCGGCCGAGCAGCUGCGGGCCGGCUCUCGGGUACCUGUCACUAUCGAUCAAAUAGUUAACGAUACACUGGUGGUGACGCUGACCUACCGAGAGAGGAGCUACACGGGGAUAUUACUCGACUGCAACAAAAAGUGAGUUUUAUUUCGUCGAUUAUUUUUAUGUUUUAAUUAACUUGCUAAACGUAGCUAACAGCUAAUUCAGCUUAGAUGCUAACAAGUCGAGGCUAGCUGUUAGCUUACUGGGCCUCCAGGUUAUUGUAGCUGACAGGGGAGCUAACUGCGAGCAUUUCUGCUAAUGGCAUUUUAUUGUAAGAAUAAACAGAAAUAAGUGUACUACAUUGAAACGUGAUUUAAGUGAAGGGCAUUGACUGUAUAUAAAGAUAUGGACUGGCCACAGAGAUGGAUAAUGACUUUUGUUGAACAAUAAGUAAUGUCAGUGGGUUCAUCUAUAGCUUAUUGUGUUAGCCUAAUCUCCUACACAGCAGCUGAAACGUAUUCAGUUAUAAGAAGAAGGCCUUGGCUAGACAUUAGUGUAUUUAUUUGUCACGUUUUGAUGUAUUUGCACACACAUAUGGCACUCUUGUGUCUGUCAGUUUUGUUGAGAGAUGAUUCAAUUAAAGGGGACUAAAAUACAAUAAGAAAAGCCUUGCAUAAGCAGCUAUCUCUAAUAUGUUGAAACAAUGGAUAAUGGCAAUAAAAACACAUGUAAAAUCCUAACUGUUGUGCAGUUGUUUUGCAUUAUUCCUGCAUCUAUUUCUGAUCAGAUCCACUGACAAGUCCAGGCUCUGUUUCUGACAAGAAAAGGCCUUCUUCUGCCAGAAAACUCAAAUGAUAAAACCUCACAUAUGUGUAUAAAAUGUAACAUGUUAUCAGUGUCAUGCCUUAUCUGCCCCUGCUGCUCUGUCACAUGUAUAAGCCUUGUGUGCACCUUAGAAGCUACUGGCUUUAGACUAUUUAUAGAUGAGCAGAAUCAGAAUCUGACCAGCUUUGCCCCUUAGUAUGCUUAGAUAGUUUUUCAUGUGAGAGCUGGCCUGAAAAUAACCCACCCAGAUGGGAAAAGGCAGGCCUCGGAAUAACCUGAAAUAGGCUUUUAUUUCAGGCCUUGUCACUGACAAAAUUUGACUUCUUCUUCCUUUCCAGCUCAUGGAAAAACACUUCCUGUCAUUGUCUCCCACAGGUCCUUUUUUAAUGUCAUCGUCUAGGCCUAUCAUUCAGGCGUAUCUCUGCAUCUAGUUACACUGUACACAACGUGCAAUGGCACCAGUGCAGUGAACGGCUGCUGCGUCCUUGUGCUGUUCUUAACUAGCACUGCUUGUUCCCUGUCACACACAGACCUGUUUGUGCCAUGUCAGUCACACUAAGGGUUGAUAUUCAGCUGCUUUAAGGGCACAUAUAAAAAGGUGAGAGGCACAAGCUGCACCAGGAGACUAUUAUUUAGAGGUGCCUGCCAGUUGCUCCUCCUGGGGAGGAAAUUGGACUCCCCAAAUGUGCUCUAAUUAAUAAUCUCCACACACAUAAGCCCUGAUCAGACACGGAUGCAAAAACAAACUGAAAUCUCCUGGCUCCUUCUCUACAUCUCUGAAUCCCGAGUGAUUCAUGGGAUUGUUUUUGUUCAGUCAGAUGUCAGGGAGGGGGGGUUCCUGGGCAUCCUGUAGUCUCUUUGUCUGCUGUCUCCUGACUAAAGCUACACAGCCGUGUUACUGUUGCCUGCCAGCCACCUCUCAAAGAGUCCUUGGCAGUUUGGGCCUUCUUUGGACAUGUUUGCAGGUCCUAGAGUGAAAAAAAGAAGACAUAAAACCACCCAGAUCGAGUCUGUGAUGCUGCAGCCACAUUUUUGUGGCCUGAAGCAAGCUGAACAGAUAACCUGCUGGCUGCUUUAAACCCCCAACCCCCACAUCUAAAGAAUUUUCAGCACACAGGUGACAGGGAGUGGUGCCCAGCUGAAGUAGCAAAAUGAUCCAAUAAGAACUCCAACAGCUUUGUGUGCUUUUUGUCCUCUUUUUUUUUUCUAAUUGAGACAAUGAGGUUUGAUUUGUGCUUUCCCUCAGGCCUUAAUCUGACAUGAUGAAAUAAUAGCUUCAUGUUACGGCAUCGCUAUUUGGAGGAAAUUGCUCAACUGAAAAUUUCAGAAAUGUUAGUCAUGUGGUUGUUUGUACUUUUAAUGAAACUCCAGUGAGACAAACAGUUUUUAAUUUACUGUUGUUUUUCUCUUUCCUCAGGACUGGGCUGUUCUGUCUACCAGAGUUUACAGUCAAACCUGAGGACUGCCUGAAAUCUAAACCGGCUUGUGAAAUCCCGGAAGUCCUGAGUGAGGAGCUGGUUUCCAAAUCUCCCAGCCAGGCUUCACACAGACCAAAGGAUGAAAACACGCUCCCUGAAAGCGGCGUACCUGCUGCUCCUCCUCCCUGCCCCGUCCCCACACCAGUGCCAGCUGGACAGACUCCAUACCCUCCUUAUUUUGAAGGAGCCCCCUUCCCUCAGCCCUUAUGGGUGCGCCACAGCUACAGCCAAUGGGUACCUCAGCCCCCGCCACGUCCAAUCAAGAGAAAGAAGAGGCGAACACGAGAGCCUGGCCGCAUGACCAUGAGCACGAUCCGUCUGCGGCCGCGGCAGGUACUGUGUGAAAAGUGCAAGAACACUUUGAACAGUGAUGAGGACAGCAAAGACGGCAUGAGCAACAACUCAAAGACUUCUAGAAAAGAGAAUUCACUACAGAGUGACGAUGAAGGGGAUGAUAAAGACACUCCUGCUAAGCUGUCCAGAAAAGAGGAUGUAGUAGCAUCAAAAGACACCAAGAGACGAGAAAAUGGCACCAGCCUGGACAGCAAGCGCCUCAAGAGGGACAAACGGGGGGAGGCAGACGGGGAGAAGUUCCCUGGUGGUGAUGUUAUCCCCCACAGUCCGGUCAUAAAGAUCUCUUACAGCACUCCACAGGGCAAGGGCGAGGUAAUGAAGAUCCCCUCCAGAGUUCACGGCUCAGUUAAGCCGUUUUGUCCCAAACAGCUGGUGCAGAAUGGCGUAGGAGAAAACGGCAAAACCUCGUCUGAUCCCACUAAGGAACAACGGCACAUUCUAGAUGCCACGAGGUCUGGCCUCACCGUGUCCAUUCCCAAACUCAAACUCACCCGGCCAUUCACAACAGUGGGUCAGGACUUACCCUCCCCAAAGAUCCGCUUGAGACCUUCUUCAAGGGAGGGAGAGGAGAGUGUGGUGGAGUAUGAGGCAGAACUUGUUGGGGGCACACGGAGGCGGAGCCCCAGGGUGCCAGGCCCGUGUCUACCCCACUCUGAGGACUCAGGGGAGGGAAAGAACUCUUUAGAGUUGUGGUCAGGGAGUUCAGGAGAGGAGGCAGAGCGUGGACACAGCGACCUCACUCUUCUAAUUAAUUUCCGCAAGCGCAAAGCCGAUUCUUCUAGUCUGUCGGUCUGCAGCAGUGACAGUUUAGACGAGUCCAAGUCCUUCAGCUCUGACGGCACCUCCCCAGAGCUGUGCGAUCUGGCCCCAGGUGAGGACCUGUCUGUGACGUCAUCAUCUGUUCCUUCACGGGACGAGUGCAAGACAGUCCCACCUCUCACAGUGCGGCUUCACACCCGCAGCAUGACAAAGUGUGUCACAGAGGAAGGCCACGCAGUGGCGGUGGGGGACAUCGUGUGGGGGAAGAUUCACGGCUUCCCUUGGUGGCCAGCACGCGUCCUCAGCAUCAGCGGCACUCGUAAGCAGGAGACGGCGAGCUGUGAGGCCCAGUGGCCCCAGGCCAAGGUGGCAUGGUUUGGAUCGCCUACCACCUCCCAGCUCUCUGUCGCCAAAUUGUCGCCCUUUCGAGAGCUCUUCAGAUCCCGCUUCAACAGGAAGAAGAAAGGGAUGUAUCGGAGAGCCAUCCUGGAGGCCGCCAAGGCCGUGGGUCACAUGAGUCCGGAGAUCACAUCGCUGCUUUCACACUGCGACACGUAGGUCAGUUCAUACAGUUGGUCAUGUCACAUCUACUGCCUUUUAUCAACACUGAAGGUUGAAAGUAGGGCUGGACUACUCAUGUUUAACACAAAACACUUUUCAUCUUACAACUGACAGAUUUUAUUCAUGUUCAUAUUUGGUAGUUAGCAGACCUGUUUAGCCCAUAUUUAAGUCCAACUAACCUCAUUACCUCUGUGAAGCAACAAAAUGCUGUCAGUUUGUCCUGAUGUCCUCGCAUGGGUCCAUUUAAAGAGAGGAAAAACAGCUUGUAAUCAUAAUGUGAUGUUAUAAGCUGAGGUUGAACCACUUCAUCUGUGGGAAAAUAAGGACAGCUGAGGUAGACAAAGAGCAGACGUUCAAUGACAUAUUAGCAGAGGGUGCACGCUUCUACACAUUACAUGUUUGUACAAUGAAUGAACAUUUUAGUUUAGUGAGCGGUCAUGAGAUUACUGAAGCACAUUAACUACAAAUGUAGUUAAUGAUCCUUGAAUUAUAUUCAUUCAAGGAUCCCACCUAGACAGCCUGCAUCAAACAGCAUACUGUUCUACAACAACAUCAUCAUCAAACAUGAACCACACCCUAUUUAUAACACACCAUAAUUACACUCAUAUACAUAUGACAAGGUUACUGAGUAGACACAAUGUACUUCAUUUGCAGGGACAUGUCAGGCGUGUAAGUAAAAAAAAAAACAAGUGCCAGUUUAUAUAGACACCUAAAAAAUCUGUUCUUACAUGUUUUGAUUUCACCAACAGUCACUUUAUAACUGUUUUCUUUAUUUGAUCACUAAAACAUGUGGAGACAAAACUUAUAAGUAACUUGCCAAGUGAUUCAUUCAUAUGAAACAGUAACACAUGCACUUGAUUCUGUCCUUAGAAACUAUCAGUUCCUGUAAGACUUAACAUUUCAACUUCAGUUUGGAUCUCGUAUAAUUACAUCUGAGUGAACAAAGAGAUCCGUCAUCUUGACUUUAAAUGAGGUUAAGUGAUGUUUAAUGUCUUCCAGAGCAAUCUGAAAACAUGAUCAAACCUCCAAGAUCCGUUUCAGAAACGUGUGCACAUGACACUCGGUCACUUUUAGGAGAAAUAAGCAGCAGAUUGGCAUAAGAAAUAUUACUGUACUAUUAUAGUACUGCUAGAGCUACAAAAGUGAAGAAUUUUUACCAUAAUAAGUUUAGAAGGCUAAAAAUUAAUCAGACAUCUUCAUUUUAAAUAUGUUUAUUUCUCAUUUCAUGAUCAUUUAGUGUGCUUUUGAUUUGCGCCCCGAUUUGCGAAAGUCUGUCCAAACUGAAUAAUGAUAGUGAUAGCUAUAAUUGUGAUCACUCAAGGUCGUAGUAUCAUUCCUCCCAGCCUUUCUCUUAGACUUUCAGUACGGCUAAUCUGAUGAUGUUCAUGACACAUUUUUGGGAAAUACGGCCAAAAGUUCUUCUGCUUGUUUAAACAAACACUUGUGGUUCUGCCAAACAAGCAACCACGGUUACAAGCGCAAAGGAGGUACUGUACUCAAAUCUGCAAAACAAACAUUAAUACCAGCUUUAAGGCAGGGACAGGCUGUACUGCUGACUGUAAACAGGAAGCGCUUGUGAAAACUGCUAAAUGACAGAAACUCACAGUUUUAAGUCCUGCAGCAAGUGCAUAAAAAUAGGUUUACAGUUAAUUCUUAAAGGGGAACUCUGUAUGUUUUUUGCCUGGGCUCAGUCCAAAAGCACAGUGGAUUGAAGCACAUACAAAUAGUAUGUCCAAAAAAGGGCUUUUUUUAACAUCCCAAAGACUGAUUGUUAUUCUUAGUGUCUGACAAUAUAAAAGAAGUGAUCUAAAUGAUCUUUUUUGUCAGUGAGGGAGAUGCUUUUUAAAAACAAGGAACAGACCAUCCAUCUCUCUUCAAAGUGACCAGACUCCAUUGAUAAAGUCACUGAUCCAACAAAACAAAGGACUUUCUGUCCCACUGCCCCUGGAUCCGUUUGUUUUUGUAAAUAUGUGACUUUUUGGUUUCCAGUGGUUACUUUGGAUCCUGAUAGAUUUGUUUCACAAUGCCAAAAAUAAGCCAACUGUGGCAGUGGUAGAACAGAGACUCCUGUUUUGUGCUAGUCCAAAUUACUGAUUGAUUUCAUGCAGUAUGAUGGCUUGAAGGAGGGGAGAUUUCAAAGCAUCUUUUCUUUUUUUCUGACACUUGUGUAACAAUCUGAAGCUGUGUCCACACACCAAACGGUAUCCUCUGGUCUUGAUGAAUGAAUCUCAUGCAGAAGUGCUUGAGGCUGACUGCAGAAGCACCAGAACCCACGUACACGCUUAGCCAAAAAAGCCCAUAUAUAGAACCAAAAUUUGUUUACACCCUGGGCCAUGAAAGCUCCGGCUCCCACUAAAGAGAGUCCAUUUUUCAUCACACAUUUGUUUCUAAGAUAUGAAGAUUACAGUAAGUAGCAGUGCUGACCUCACUGGAAGGCAAGCACACUGUGGCUAUUCACACAAAGACUUAACACCCAGCUCUGGUCUGAGACUGUGUUUUGACCCAUCUAGGGGUGACUAGGACAUAAGACGAAAGUGGACCCAUUUCACCCACUUCUCAAACAGCCACAUGAAAAACUUUCAGGGUUUUUUAACAAAAGAGUAAUUUAUUUACAAAAGACCAAAAAACAGGAUGAUUACAAAACCAAGACUGAUCACCUCCUCAGGGUUAGGUUAAAACAGAAUUUCCAAAAUGGCAACGCUACUAAUAGUCUUCAAAACGCUGCUUCAGAGAGCAAAUAAGUGACAACCCUAAAGCUUGUUUGAACUUCUGAAAAUUUCCCUAGAUAUUGCACGAGCUGCAUUUGUGAUGACAGAAGACGUCAAGCAGUGAGGAACAUUUGUAAAUAAGCAACUCUGGAAAAAUUCAGGGGCAGGCUGUUCUGAAAAAUGUUAGAAAAUGUCAGAAGUGCAUAAGUGUUUCAAACUUUGAGUAUUUUUAGAUAAGCAGCCAAAUUUUCCCCCUAAAGGAUUAUGUUUUAGCCAGCCAUGUUUUACAGCUGCUGUUGAGAGCAAUCUACUGGAGAAGGUUGUGUUUGACAUCAAAACCCUGAAAUAUGCAACAACGGUGUCGUAGUUAAAGUAUAAUCAGAGUAACUCUAAAGAGCUCACUGGCAGGUUGUCUAUGCCAAGUGCUCCUCUGGUUUUAGAUUGCAUUUUCUCAGUGUAGCCAAGCAGCAGGUCCUCAGCUCACUCUCAGAGGUUAAAUAUUGUCUUUGAGUGAUAUGUAAGACAGACAGGCUGCUCCCAGCUCCUUUGUUUACCCUGUAAUGGGGUCAGUCGCCAAGAAGAGGUUGCUUGUGGUUGAGAGUAUACAAAGCAGUGAGGGAUUGAGGGACCAGCCUAUAUUUGGUCUUUUUUUCCAGAGCUUUGUAAAAGAAGCGUGUUUCCUGCCCUGUCAGCUUCACAGAGGUUUUUGCUCGAAAGAAGCUGACAUUCACUUCACAGUGUCCAUAAUCUCCAGAUGACUAACACGACAUGCUGAGCCUUAAAAAGUCCCCACAGCGGAUGUAUGACCCCCAGUGUUUGCUCUUUGUCUUUACUCAGUGCUUUUUUUUUCUUCUUCUUCUCUUGUUCAGGAGCUGAGGACCGACUGGAGGACUGCUUUUUUUUCUGAAUUCUCAGACUCUGUCAUCAAGACCCGGGAGGGAGAACGUGAGGUUGCCACGGCUACAAUUUAUAUGCCGUUUUUUUUUUUUUUUUUUUCUUCCACAAGGCUGGUUGAAAAAUGGCCGCCACAGUGGAGUGUUGUUUAGACUGUACAAGGGAGCAAAAAAAUAUAAGGCCAGGCUUCUGAUGGUCUGCUAAACUAUUCCUCUUUUUUUUAUUUUUUAGAUGAAUUCAUAUUUCAACAGAGCCGACACUACAAGGACCCAAAUGUAUUUAUUAUUAUCUGUUAUGGUUUGGUAUGAACCACCAGUCUACUACAAUCUUACAAAAACCUCCCAGUCUGCUGCUGUCUCUCUCACAGUCCUUGCCGCAACUGAUGUGAGGUCACCCAGCUACAGGAAGCCAGCGGCAUCUUCCCCUGGACAUAGACAUUUCACAGAGGUUUUAAAAAGUCUUACCCUGAACCCUCUUACUUCUGAAACUGUGAACGGCUCCAUCUGACUGUUCCAGCUCCUCUAGCUAUCGGUGUUUCCAUUCUUGUAGCCUUCUGUUGGAUCUGUGGAUGUAUUUAUACUGAACUCUAUUCCUCUCCAGAAUCAUCAUCAUCAUGUGUCUCUCUCUUCCUUUUCAUUCUCUAGGAGUGUCUCUAUGUCAGCCAACUUUCCCAUCCUAGUUUUUCCUCUGAGAAUCGUUUUUUUUUUUUUUACAUCACUUUACUUAUUUAAAACGUCACGUUUGAGAAAAAAGCACUUUAUCUGUACCUUGGUGGCCUGCUGUAAACUCCCUGUCCGAAACACUAUUGUGAGAUUACAGCCCUAACAGGCAGCAGGGGAGUUCAGAAGUCUUUGUGGUUGACUAUCUAUGGCCUUGGAGAUACAACAAAAAAAAAAAGAAAAGAAAAAGUCUUUUUUUUUUUUUUCCUUUAAAUAAUUGUACGAUAUCGGGGACACCAGACACGGAUGGUUGUGUACACUGAACACUUGCAUUGACAUGGUGUGUUUCUGUCUCUCUCGCUCUCACUACAAAUAUUCAGGUUUUAAAGGAGAAUUUAGCACUUUUUAAACCUGGACCCAGAUGUUUUUUGCAUAGUUAGGGGUUUCUGAAGUUUAGGAAUUGCACCUAAAGAUAACGUCAAGCGGCAACAAUGAAACAGGAAGAAUUGGCUGUAUUAUAAUCCUUGCAGGGAAAUUUGCCUGAUCAAACCCACUCAGAGUUCUUGUAUUUAUCUAAGGCUAAGGCUGUUUUUCUAAGAUCUUCCACAGAGAUGGAUGACUGUAUACUUCCUCUUUAAACAAAAAAGUUACUGCUGAAUCAUGCUCCUCAAAGGCACCAAACCCCACUGAUAAAUACUGGGAUUUUAAAUUGAAGAACCUCAGAACUGCUCAUCAAAUGCAGCCUCAUCUAGCCAGGUUUUUUUGUGCUGUUUUGUUGUGUUUGUGUGAGGUAACAUUUCAAACCAAAAUUUGUGCAAAAAGAAAACCAAGUAGACAGAAAAAGCAACAGUAAGAAGUGGCACGGAUAGUCUGUAUUGUGGACAGUAAAAUGAGUGUUUUUGUUAAUGGGGUUUGGUUGCUUUAAAGCAGAGUUAGGGUGCUUGUGGUCUCAAAGUUUGUCACACUUUAACAAACAGGUCUGUCUCUGUAGGGACCCUUAUUAAAAUGUAGUGGCAAAAAAAUGAGACCUUAUGGGUAAUGUAGUUCGAUCAGGCACAUUUUUCCCAUUGCAGCCUUUCCAAUUCUGUUUCAGUACAGCAGGCUGAAACCUCCAGUGAACUGACUCCAAUUCAUCAUUUCAACCUCAAAAUAUGUCAAAAGAGGGCCCAGGUUUAAAAAUAUCCCUUUUAAAUGUCCACCAGAGAAACAUGGGUGAACAGAUGUGUCAAAGCCUCUUAUGCAUUUUCAGUCAAAGCUUUAUUGGUGACAUUGGGAGAAGAUGAAAUUUCAACAUGCUGUAAGAAUACUGUGAAUUCAGCGGCUGAGUGUGCUGAACAGAAGCUCGCUGCCACUCGCAGGCUGCAGAUAUUGAGUCAUCCGGCUGAAGCAGACCGUAACGCUGACCUUUAGUGAUCUUUCUGUUGAAAGCAGCACUGUUAGAAUAGAGGGUGGAGGGGCAGUGAAGCUAAGAGACCACAUAGAGGUCCGUAUUAAAAACUCACUGAAGAUUGCUCACAACCAACCAGGCGUCUCCUCUCUGCCUGUUUGGGAACACAAAGUUCAGCGCGCUCAAUGAGAGGCGUGUGUUUAUAAGGGGAGGCAGGUAACACACUCCUGCUGUGAUAAUCUUUGGUUUGACUGUUUGCUGUCAAGCUUGGCUACUUUCCAUGCAGCCUUACACACCGAGUAGUGGGAGAGUCUAAAUGUACGUAUGCCUGCAGAGGAAAUGGUCGUCAGGAUUUUCCUGUGUGUGAGCAACAUGGCGAUCUACUGUUGCCCACGUUGGUCAAUGUUAUUGGCUACUUUUUUUGUUUUCCUUUUUUUACAUGUACUGUACAUAAAAUAAAAUAUAAAGCAAUAAUGUG